CUGUUAUCCCUGCUGCGUGUGACUGAAGUAAAGUGGCAGGCGACGACAUGGCCCCCACGCACCGCCGCAGCUUUAAAACCGUCUCACCGUCCGAUCCCAGCCCGCACAAAUCACUCGCACCGAGCACAAUCGAAGGAACGCACGCAAAUGGGCAGCAGCAUGAGCUCGCCACCGCAGCUCAGCAACGGCCUCAAGGCCGUGUACCGGCGCGUCGGGGACAACUUCCUCGCCGUUGUGACGGUGCCGCUCGUCGCGGACGCUCUUACUGUGAUUGCGCGGUUCGGGCCCGACAAGGUCGCCGGUCGGCUUCGGGAGGUCCGGCCCGUGCACUUCUUCUUGGCCGCGUUCCUCUCGGCCGCGGCGGUCACGGUCUACCUCGUGCUGCGCCCGCGCGCGGUGUACCUGGUCGACUACAACUGCUUCCGCACGGCGCCCAACUGCCGCGUCCCUUUCGCCACCUUCCUCGAGCACGCCAAGCAAAUGCCCGUGCUCAACGAGCGCAGCAUCCGGUUCAUGACGCGGCUGCUCGAGCGCUCGGGGCUCGGGGAGGAGACGUGCCUGCCACCCGCGCACCACUACAUUCCAACGUACAAGUACUGCACCAUCGAGGCGGCCCGCGGCGAGGUCGAGCUCGUCGUCUUCUCGGCCGUCGACGACUUGUUCGCCAAGACGGGCGUCAGCCCCGAUGCCAUCGACAUCCUCGUCGUCAACUGCAGCCUGUUCUGCCCCACGCCGUCCUUCGUUGACAUGAUCAUAAACAAGUACAAGCUUCGCAGCGACAUCCGCAGCGUGCACCUCUCCGGCAUGGGGUGCAGCGCGGGGCUCAUCUCCGUGGGGCUUGCUAGGAACCUCCUGCAAACCUGUCCGCGAGGCGCGCAUGCGCUGGUCGUCUCCACGGAGACCAUCACGCCAAACUACUACGUCGGCAGGGAGCGUGCCAUGCUCCUGCCCAACUGCCUGUUCCGCAUAGGCGGCGCCGCUGCGCUGCUGUCCAAUUCCCCGGCCAAGGCCCGGUUCCGCCUAAAGCACGUCAUACGUGUGCUCACAGGCGAGCAGGACAACGCGUACCGGUGCGUGUUCCAGGAAGAGGACGACAAUGGAAACGUCGGGAUCAACCUCAACAAGGACCUCAUGACUAUCGCUGGCAAUGCGCUCAAGGCCAACAUCACCGCCAUCGGUCCUCUCGUCCUGCCGGCCUCCGAGCAGCUCCUGUUCGCCCUCUCCUUCAUCGCACGGAAGAUGCUCAGCGGGAAGUUCAAGCUGUACAUCCCCGACUUCCGCACGGCCUUCGAGCACUUCUGCAUCCACGCGGGAGGCCGCGCCGUCAUCGACGAGCUGCAGCGCAGCCUCGGCCUGUCCGACGAGCAGGUGGAGGCGUCGAGGAUGGCGUUGCACCGGUUCGGGAACACGUCGAGCAGCUCGCUGUGGUACGAGCUGGCGUACAUCGAGGCCAAGGGGCGCAUGCGCAAGGGUGACCGGGUGUGGAUGAUUGGGUUUGGGUCCGGGUUCAAGUGCAACAGCGCUGCUUGGGAGUGCAUCGAGCCCGCGCGCAACGCGGAGGGGCCGUGGGCCACAUCGAUCCACAGGUACCCGGUGGAAAUUCCCGACGUACUGAAGCACUGAGUUUUUUUUAAAAAUUUUUAACAUAAAAAUUUAUUUAAAUAUAUCUCGAAUGAAAAAAUUUACAAAAAUAGACACCUACCGCUCUCUUAUGAGACGGUUAAACUCUUACCGCACCUAAGAAGACGGUAAGCAGUCGGCCCACAGCUUACCGCCCUCUAAUAAUGCGGGUAGGCCUUACAGCCCUACGAAAUAGCGGUAAACUCCAGUGCAUAAACAGUACCACGGUGAGCAGUACUCUAAAUUUCAAUUUCUUUUCUACUUUAUCUGUUUAAAAUAGUGAUGUUCUGUUGCUAAAAAAUUCUAAAAUUUUUUGUAUGUAUUCCAUAAUCUAUGUGCAACCCAUUUUAAUUGAAUUUACACAAAAAUCAUGUGUAGAAUUUAAACUAAAAUUAUCAAAAAAUGCUACUUGUAUAACUUCUAACAAUUGUUAGUGCCUCAAAUAAAUUUCUAAAAAUCUGGUAAAAUUCACUAAUAUUCUUCUUAUGUGAUGUGAUAAUUUCUAAAAUUAUUUUCAGCACUAGGUUUAUAUAUUUUUGAAUUCAAAUUAAGUUAAAAGAAGAAUAUCAUAUGAAAUUAUAAAAAUACAUAUAGAUGGUGCAUUACACAGGAAAUCACUUUUUUACCACAUAAUAUAGGGCUUAAAAUAAUUUUAGAAAUUAUCACAUCACAUAAGAAUAAUAUUAGUGAAUUUUACCAGAUUUUUAGAAAUUUAUUUGAGGCACUAACAAUUGUUAGAAAUUAUAAAAGUAGCCUUUUUUGGAGAAUUUUAGUUUAAGUUAUACACAUGAUUUUUAGAUAAAUUCAAUUAAAAUAGGUUUCACAUGGAUUAUGGAACACAUACAAAAAGUUUUAGAAUUUUUGUAGCAACAGAACAUCACUAUUUUGAACAGAUAAGAUAGGACCAAAAUUAAAAUUCGGAGUACUGUUCACCAUGGGUACUGUUUAUGAACGGGUCUUACCGCUUCGGAGGGCUGUAAGGUCUAACGCCCUACCAGAGGGCGGUAAGCUGUGGGUUAACUGCUUAUCGCUCUCUCAGGAGCGGUAAGGUCUAACCGUUUUAUAAAAGGACGGUAGAUGCCUAUUUUCGUAAAUGUUUUCAUUCGAAGUAUAUUUAAAUAAAUUUUUAUGUUAAAAAAUAUAUAAAAAAAAAAUCCUGAAGCACUGACCAGCUCGGGCAUCAACAUGUGUUUUAGCUAACAACCCAUAUAAUAAUUCAGAGACACUAUCUCUCUCCUGUUUACGGUAUUGUUAAUACCACAGCAGCAUUAUCAUACGAGUGUAUGCCAAAGGCUUGAAUCAGUAUAGUAUUAUACUCUCAACGUCA
This is a messenger RNA of Phragmites australis (common reed), 2947 nucleotides long. RefSeq names its product 3-ketoacyl-CoA synthase 5-like. The record is from RefSeq and is a predicted model, not a curated record. Lineage: Eukaryota; Viridiplantae; Streptophyta; Magnoliopsida; Poales; Poaceae. Gene Ontology annotation, cellular component: membrane. The coding region runs from base 148 to 1623 and encodes 491 amino acids. Gene Ontology annotation, biological process: fatty acid biosynthetic process. The transcript has a single exon. Gene Ontology annotation, molecular function: acyltransferase activity, transferring groups other than amino-acyl groups.